GUGGUUUGUGCUUAAAGAAGAACAGCAGGAAGAUCCGGAGCCCCCCCACAUUAAAGAGGAGCAGCUUCAAGGGUUGGAGAAGGCUGACAUGACUGUGUCAUUCACUCCUGUGAAGAGUGAAGAUGUUAAAGUGGAAGCUCAUUCCUCGCAACCUAAUCACAGAAAAACUAAACAGAUGGAGACAGGAGGUGAUGGAGAGGACUGUGGAGGACCAGAACCACACCGCAACUCGGGUCCGGCCAGUCCUCCAGAUACUGAUAAGAAAACUGGAGACUCUUCUGAGACUGAGGACAGUGGUGAUUGGAAUGAGACCAGAGAACCUCUGUCUGGUGAAGAGUUUGUCAGUGAUUCUAGAUGUAGAACAAGUGAGAAACCUUUGAUCUGUUCUGAAUGUAAGAAAACAUUUGGUUGCAUUCAGAAGCUGAGGAAACACAUGAUGACCCACACAUCAGAGAAACCUUUCAGCUGCUCACAGUGUGGUAAAUGUUUCACCCAAAGGGGAAGUCUAAAUGCACACAUGAGAUGUCACACAGGGGAGAAACCUUUUAGCUGCUCACAUUGUGGUAAAUGUUUCAACCACAGGGGAAAUCUAAAAAUACACGUGAGAAGUCACACAGGGGAGAAACCUUUCAGCUGCUUCGAAUGUGGUAAAUGUUUUGCUAAAAGCGGAACGCUGAAGAUCCACAUGAGAUGUCACACAGGGGAGAAGCCUUUCAGCUGCUCAGAGUGUAAUAAAUGUUUUACCCACAGGGGCAGUCUAAAAAUACACAUGAGAUGUCACACAGGGGAGAAACCUUUCAGCUGCUUCGAAUGUGGUAAAUGUUUUGCUAAAAGCGGAACGCUGAAGAUCCACAUGAGAUGUCACACAGGGGAGAAGCCUUUCAGCUGCUCAGAGUGUAAUAAAUGUUUUACCCACAGGGGAACUCUAAAUGCACACAUGAUAAUUCACACACGGGAGAAACGUUUCAGUUGCUCAGAUUGUGGUAAAUGUUUCACUAAAAGUGAUCAUCUAAAGAGACACAUGAGAUUGCACACAGGAGAGAUAUCUUUCAGUUGCUCAGAGUGUGGUAAAUGUUUCACUAGAAGUAGAGAUGUGAAGAGACACAUGAGAUGUCAUACGCUGUGUAAAUCUAAAAGUCCACAUGAAAACUCAGAUGAGAAUCCUCUUUAACGUCUUUCCCUAAUUUACAUUACCGUUUCCCACGUGAGUUUUAAAUAUCCGUCCCUUGCUAUAAUGACACAUAUUUGAAGCUACUCUUCAUGUUCACAAUUACAACCAACUAUCUAAGAAUUCCUCACAGGGAUUUAUUGGGACGACACUCUUGUUUAGUUUUUCCUAUGCUCCCGAGGGUUUUGGGUCACAGGAUGUCACGUGUGAUAAAAAAAAUGAAAAUAAUUUAAAUAUCUUCUGACAGAUGGUCAGAAGUUCAUAUUCCAAGAACAAAAUGUUCUUGUCGGUCACACACAAACUAUAAACUAUGCUAAGCUAUUAAUUCAUUGGAAAGGUGUAAUCUAAGGCAGUGAUUCUAAACCAUCGGUCUGCGAGCGCCACCUAGAGGCUUUUUACCCCUGGGCCGCAGUUGAAAUAUUUCUACUCUGGGCAAAGAAUUAUUAUAACCGUCUUUACGGAGACAAGUAACAGAGAUAAGCCACGCCCCUUCCAGGCGCACAUAAAGUGGGACAUGAAUGAAACAAAAUAACUAGUUGGGUGAGUAAACAGUGGCGAAAAUCCCCUUGGCAUUUUAAGUGUGAACGUAGCAUAAAGCUCUCCACCAAAGCAUUGAAGCCAUCAAAAUUUAAGCGGAUGCCGUCAUCUCACUGACUUGCAACUCUAAAUCUUACUUAAAAGCCAGCUGUCUUUUUCUGUUCCAUGAAGUGUUAGUGUUGUUUUUGCAGGUUUACAUACAGUGAUCAUCACAAGGACAUUUAUUAUUUGUAUUGAAUACAAAUCUAACCUAUAAUUAUAUCAAUUAGUUAAUAUAAAAUAGUUAUAAUAUUUGAACGGGUGCCUGGGCAUAUUUGUACAUUUGGACCCUGAGGUCAAAAAGGUUAAUUAUCCCUUAUCUAAGGCAUGUUUCCCAAUGUUAACAUUGUAACAUUACCCAACCUUAUAUUGUCCUGUCCAAUGUUGAAAUACAAGUUUGACUGAUUUUUAUGUUCCAAUUGUGUUACUGCAAGCUGUCAUAUUAUCAAUGUAUUAAUGCAUACAUUUCCGUGAACCAAAUUCACUUUUGCAUUUUUAAUGUGCAGAAAAAUACCAGAAGGCCUUUUAAUGUUUUUCAAGGAUUGAGUUCUUACUCUUGUUUAUAUUGUUUUAACGUUUUUUUAAGAAACUUUUUUUAGGCAUUAGUUUUCCUAGUCAAUCCUCAUAUUGAGAUGCUUACAUAUUUAUAUAUCAAACUAAUACAUCUUUGUCUGUUGAGAAACAAAAAGUAGAAAACAUUGCUGAGCAAGCACAGGUGCAAAAAAGAUAUGAAGGCAAUGAAUGGAUUUUAUUUUGUCUUUUGUAAUAAAU
Molecule: messenger RNA, 2515 nt
Organism: Pungitius pungitius (ninespine stickleback)
Lineage: Eukaryota; Metazoa; Chordata; Actinopteri; Perciformes; Gasterosteidae
Product: gastrula zinc finger protein XlCGF17.1-like
Exons: 1
Coding region: 89-1171 (360 amino acids)
Biological process (GO): regulation of transcription by RNA polymerase II
Molecular function (GO): RNA polymerase II cis-regulatory region sequence-specific DNA binding; DNA-binding transcription factor activity
Source: RefSeq, a predicted model, not a curated record